CGGACGUGAAAGUUUCAUCAGUUUCCCGCUGUGGGGGUAAAAGUUGACGCAGUCAUGUCGAUCGCGGUCCGAAUUAAACAAUUUCAAGUGCCCAGGUGUAAGGGUGAAAAAAUUGCCAAAAUUGAGUUCAGAGGAGUGUCUCAUCUGACAAAAAAUCUAGAAGAUAAUGGAACCGAGCUGAUAGCUGUGGAUCAGGACUUUGAAUGGCCCAUUGCCCGACCGGCCGAAGAAGACGAGAUCAUUAUAAUCGAGCUUUACUCAAGAAACCGACUGUUCGCCGACAAACUGUUGGGAACUUACCGCAUGAUGUUACAAAAGGUCGUGCAAGAAGGGAAACUUAGCGUUUGUGACUACUUAGUUGAUGGAAAUAAUAAGACUUUGGAGUCCACAGUAGAAUUCCGCAUCAUAUACUCACUUCCGGACGAAUCAUUGGCAUCUUUUACCGGAAGUUCGAUGUUGGACCGCAUGCUGGACGACGAUCAACAAAUGCUCAUCGAUAUCGAGCAAAACAUCGCAAAUAUCGAGAGGAAAAUGUUAUCCGAACAGUCGGUCGAAUCGGCUACUGAAAAAAGGAAGUUUUUUAAACGGGGAAACACCAUCAGCACCCCCCCGGAAAAAUCUUUAAUUGAGAGAAAACGGUCGACCCUUAAAAGUGUUCGGAGCUUGAUAAGGCUGGGAAAACAACGACCGCCGAAAACCAGUGACACUGAAGACGAAACGGAGCAACUUUUGAGGGCCACAGGGUCAGAACGAAAUUCGGAAACGGAAUCUUGUCCAAUGUCCAGGGCAGGAAGUGACAGUUCGAUUGAUUCCAACGAGGAAAACCAACUGUGCAUGUUGGAAAAGAGACGACUAUCAAAGGUAAAGGAUCUGAAGAUCAGCAACGCGACAAUUGACCUGGCUCUUAAAGCUCAAGAUUUCCGAGUUUGUAUAACGAUAAUUGAGGCACGGCAACUGGCCGGCCUCAAUAUGGAUCCCGUCGUUUGCAUUCAAAUUGGAGAUCAGAAGAAGUACACGAGCGUGAAAGAGAGCACGAAUUGCCCUUAUUACAAUGAGUAUUUCGUUUUCGAUUUCCACAUGCCACCGGUGAUGCUAUUCGAUAAAAUAAUCCACUUGUCGGUACUACAAUCCCGAAGUUUACUUCGGGCAAACAAAAUGUUGGGAAGUUUUAAACUAGACGUUGCGACUGUCUGGGCACAACCAGAUCAUCAGUUUUUCCACAAAUGGGCUUUGCUGACCGACCCUGACGACAUCGCAGGCGGCCCAAAGGGGUUUUUAAAAUGCGACAUCAGCGUCAUAGGAAAAGGAGAUGCCGUCAAAGUACCGUCCAAGACCGAGAAAGACGAGGAUGACAUAGAGGCAAAUUUAUUGCUACCAGAUGGCGUGCCGAUCGACCGACAGAGGGCGAAGUUCAUAGUGAAAAUAUACAGGGCGGACGGCUUACCAAAAAUGAACUCGUCAUUAAUGGCGAACGUCAAGAAAGCCUUUACGGGCGGCCUUAAUGAUUUAGUUGAUCCCUACGUCCAAGUUUCCUUUGCUGGAUUAACGGGUAAAACGAGUGUAAAGAAGCACAAUUAUGCCCCAGUUUGGAACGAACAGUUGGUGUUUACGGAGAUGUUCCCUCCCUUAUGCCAAAGGGUGAAAAUUCAACUUAGGGAUGAUGAUCCUGUGAAGCCGAGGGUAAUAGGGACGCAUUUUGUUGAUCUAAAAACCAUUUCCAAUGAUGGAGAAAAAGGUUUCAUGCCGACCUUUGGUCCAAGUUUCAUCCACCUUUACGGCUCAAUAAGAGACUACAGCAUCAUAGACGAGUAUUCUAAUCUUAACAGUGGCUUGGGUGAAGGAGUAUCUUAUAGGGCCAGACUGCUUAUCUCCAUCAGAACAGAAAUCACCGAAAAUAUCGAUCUUACACCAUCUACGGUUGAACUAGAGCCGACUAUACCGAUAAAUGAGGAAUCAUAUGCUAAAAAUGAAGAAUUUUUCCUUUUCGCCACCAUAUUGGAAGCUUCCAUGAUCGAUAAAAAAUUGGGUGAUAAACCGGUUUAUUUUGAAGUUAGUGUGGGAAAUGCAGGAAAUGCCAUUGACGGCCAUAACACUUCCGCAAAAGACCAUUAUGACUCUGAUAGUGAUGAAUUAGAAAGUGUAGCCCAUGAUACAGCUUCGUGGCAGAGUACCACUAGUCCCACAAAGCCGAUGACCCAUGAUAAAAUUUAUUACUUUUUGCCAUAUUGGGAUAACAAACCCUGCAUACAUAUAAGAUCGGUAUGGCCGGACUAUCGGAAGAGGAUGUAUAAUUCGAAUAUUAUCGAGAAAAUUGCCGAUAAAUUGGAAGACGGACUAGACGAAGUAUAUUCAGCAUUCGAGGUCGAAGAUCCAGAAGCAGAAGUUAAACUCAAACAAGUUCUGGAGAAUUUAAUGGUUUCCUGCUCUAAAUACGUAACGCUUUCGAAAGCUUCCUUUACAGGUCCUGGAAUAGGUAAAACGAAACUGGAUAAGGAGAGACUGAAACUUUGCCAAAAAGAAAUAGAACACAUCGGAACUGGCGCGCGCACAUUAAAAGCCCUGGUAACCAAGAACUCCAUCAAAGAGAGACACAAGAGCGCACAAGCUUUCUUAGCCAAGUUGAAAUUUCUUACUGAGGAUCCGCAACACGCUCUUCCAGAUAUAUUUGUUUGGAUCAUCUGCGGGGGAAAACGACAAGCGUACCAACGAAUACGCGCCAGAGAUUUAAUUUAUUCUAUGGUGGACGAGGAAAAGGGAAAAUAUUGCGGAAGAGUUAAUAACAUAUUUCUAAAGCUUCCAGGCAAAAAGGCGUCUGGACCAAGCGGCUGGUCAAUUCCUGCAAAGCUACGGAUUUACUUCUGGUUAGGAAUGCUCAAGCACAAGAAGCAUUUUAUGUCUGGAAUUCCCAAAGGUUACGAGCUAUCCCAGGAGAUAAAGAAUAUCGAAAGGCCUAGAGCGCUUCCUCCGUCAAUUAUUCAUUACGUUGAGAAGCAUAUUUUUCAACUUAGGGCACACAUUUAUCAAGCCAGAUCCUUAAUAGGGAGCGAUGCCUCCGGAUUAUCUGAUCCAUUUGCCCGAGUGAUCGCCGGGGAGUUUUCAAGAACCACUCAGGUGAUCGAUGAAACUUUAAGUCCCACAUGGGAUGAACUGUUGCUGUUUGAUGAAAUUUUACUUUUUGGUUCAGCAGAUGAUAUCAAAGAAGACGCACCGUCAAUCGUGAUUGAAAUCUUCGAUCAGGAUAAGGUAGGCAAGUCGGAGUUUAUUGGGAGAGCGAUCGCCAAACCUCACGUUAGACUUCGAGAGGAAGCAUACGCCAAACCGUUUUUUCCACCCUCUUUGGAGUGGUUUACCAUUACUAGGGGAUCUGAUCAUGCUGGGGAGCUUUUGGCUACUUUUGAGUUAUUGGAGAUUCCUACUGGUACUGAUGAGUCUUUACCAUUGCUGCCGCAACCAAAGGAUAUUCCUAUGUAUAAGGAUACUGAUACAAAAGAUCGAGGGCCAAUCCUACCAGUUCCCAGGGGAAUAAGGCCCACUUUAGCCAGAUAUCGUAUAGAAGUGCUCUUUUGGGGCCUGAGAGACUUAAAGCGAAUACACUUACUAAAAGUGGAUAAGCCCAGAGUGGAUAUUGAAUGUGCUGGGAACGUUCUUUGCUCCAGCAUAAUAACAGACUUCAGAAAGAACCCAAACUUUUCUACCAGAGUAAAGUUCAUGGAAGUAGAUCUGCCAGAGCAAGAACUGUAUAGGCCACCAUUGACCAUUAGGGCUGUAGAUUGUCGCAGCUUUGGAAGAUAUACACUGGUUGGAACUCAUACAAUUGGCUCAAUUCAUAAGUUCAUGUACACCCCUAAAAUUGUCCAAGAAGCUCAAGAAAAGAAGGAAUCAAUCACACAGUUCAAAAUUGCCAAUGGAAACGUCAUAUCGACGUCGUUCUUGUCCGACAUGUCUACGAGCGAGAGGGAGAAGAGUCCUUUGCUGCCAAAAGACAUGACGAAAUCUAUUGGUUAUGGCACAAAAGAAGUGUCCUCAAAAAGCAAUAGAAGCAAGCAUAAGAGCAGAAAACUCAGCACCAACGAAGAAGUUGACGAUGAAGAAGGAAGGAAAGAUUGGUGGACGAAAUAUUUCGCUUCUGUAGAGUAUAUGAUCCACGAAUCGAAGGAAGCAAAGAAAAACUACACGCAUAAUGAAAAACUGCAAAUUUACUUAACCACCGAGGAUGGUAGUCCCCAGCUCGGAUUUCCAGAGGUAAGUCCCAAUAAUGAAUACAAGAAAAAGUUCGGAUUUAGAACAGCCGCGACCGCAACUCGUCUGGCGGCCAAAAUGAGCCCCAAGAGCACAAGGAAAAUCAGCGAUUCCAAGACGACACUCUGUCAGAUUUAUCCAGCAGAGUUAGAAACUCGCCCGGAGUUUCACGAGUUUAAAGAGUGGCUCAACACCUUUGAGCUCUACAGGGGAAAAAAGACCGGAGAAGAGUCUGAAGAUGACAAUCGAAUUGUAGGUUAUUUUAAGGGUGCAGUGAAAGUGUAUAAAUGGCCCCUAACAAAGGAAUUGGAUGAUAAAUCAAAUGGAGGCUUCGACCCCCAAAAUGGCCUCUUCCAAGGGAUUCCAUCGAAUGAUCCUAUGCGAGUGCUGGUGCGAGUAUAUAUUGUUAAAGCGAAUGACCUUCAUCCCAUGGAUUUGAAUGGAAAAGCUGAUCCCUAUGUGGUCUUACAGCUGGGAGCAAAAAGGAUAAGCGAUAAGGAAAACUACAUAUCCAAACAAUUGAAUCCGGUGUUUGGAAAAUGUUUUGAAAUAGAAGCGACUUUUCCUCAAGAUUCUUUACUGACUGUCCAGGUUUUCGAUUGGGAUUUAGUAGGUUCCGAUGAUAUGAUAGGCGAAACCAAAAUUGAUCUGGAAAAUCGGUUUUACAGUAAACACCGUGCCACUUGUGGAUUACCGAAGAAGUAUGAGGAGCAGGGGUAUAACGCCUGGAGAGACGCCCUGAAACCCACCCAGAUCUUGGCGAAACUGUGCAAAGAAGCAAAAGUCGACCCACCCCUUUACAGUGGCGAGCAGGUCAAAAUUGGUAAUCAAAUAAUUACCCUGCAGCAAGAAGAAGUAGAUUUUUGUGAUUUUAAGCAAUAUGAGGAACAAUUAGCUUUAAAUGUGCUACAUAGGUGGAGUGAAUUUUCAAAGUUCGGAUGCCAUUUGGUACCAGAACACGUUGAAACUAGGUCUCUGUACAAUCCCGAAAAGCCUGGAAUUGAACAAGGUAAAUUGGAAAUGUGGGUGGACAUGUUCCCUAUGGAUAUGCCACUUCCCGGACCUCCACUGAACAUAUCAUCCAGAAAACCAAAGAGUUAUGAGCUGAGAGUGAUAAUCUGGAACACUGACGAUGUGGUGCUGGAAGACGACGCGUUUUUCACCGGAGAGAAAAUGUCUGAUAUCUACGUCAAAGGAUGGCUCAAAGGACCAGAAGACUGCCAGUGCACGGAUAUUCACUACCGUUCUUUGACCGGCGAGGGAAACUUUAACUGGAGAUUCAUUUUCCCUUUUGAGUAUUUAGUGGCCGAGCAGAAAAUUGUCAUUUCAAGAAAAGAGUCGCUUUUCUCAUGGGACGAAACUGAGAGUAAAAUACCUGCGAGACUUGAACUGCAAGUUUGGGAUGCCGAUCAUUUUUCUGCUGAUGAUUUCUUAGGUGCAAUCACUUUGGAUCUGAACAGAUUUCCCAGGGGUGCCAAAUCUUCAAAGUUGUGCACCUUGGAUAUGUUAAAACCGGACGAUUCGGUGCCAAUGGUGAACAUUUUUAAACAAAAACGUGUAAAAGGUUGGUGGCCAUUUUUCGUAAAAAAGGACAAUGAGGAAAUGGAGUUGACAGGUAAAGUCGAGGCGGAAAUUCAUUUAUUGACCAGGGAUGAGGCGGAGAAGGUGCCAGUGGGCUUAGGGAGAAACGAACCUGAUCCACUGGAAAAACCGAAUCGUCCAGAUUCUUCUUUUAUGUGGUUCAUGAACCCGAUCAAGUCAAUCCGGUAUAUCCUAUGGCACAACUAUAAAUGGACCAUUUUAAAAUUGCUUAUUAUUUUGGGCGUGGCCCUCAUUUUAUUAUUAACGAUCUACUCGAUUCCUGGUUAUACUGUUAAAAAAAUAAUUGGCGCUUAAGGACUGUUCUGGUUGUGAUAAGUAGAUAAUUAGAUCAUCGAAUAUGCAUGAAAAAAGCAAUUUAUUAAUUAAGUUAGCUCAACUAUAUCAAAAUAUUGUAAUUUAAUUGAUUAAUUUUCGUAAGAACCCUCGUACCUAUAAAAAUAUUCGGUACCUGAAAAAAAUAUCAAAAAUAAAUCUCUACAAUGAUC
This is a messenger RNA of Anthonomus grandis grandis, 6326 nucleotides long. RefSeq names its product otoferlin-like. Lineage: Eukaryota; Metazoa; Arthropoda; Insecta; Coleoptera; Curculionidae. The transcript is spliced from 35 exons. The record is from RefSeq and is a predicted model, not a curated record. Gene Ontology annotation, cellular component: membrane. Gene Ontology annotation, biological process: plasma membrane organization. Bases 55 to 6135 code for a protein of 2026 amino acids.